AUGACGGCCAGAAGUCCGAACAAAAACGACCCGAUUAUCAUCGUGGGUGCGGGAGCCUUUGGCCUGAGCACAGCUCUACACCUUGGCCGUCGUGGUUAUACCGAUGUGACUGUGUUCGACAAACAACCCUAUGAUGAGUCGCUGUAUUCAUACUUCAAUGGCUGUGAUGCAGCAUCUGCAGAUAUCAACAAGAUCAUCCGAGCGGUAUAUGGCAAGGAUGUAAUCUACCAGGAUAUAACUCUCGAGGCCGUGGAGGGCUGGAAUCAGUGGAACGCCGAGCUACAAAGCGGCCAGACGGUGCCUCCGGGCAUGACGACCUCAGACCGUGUCUGGGUCAAUAACGGACACUUAGUCAUGACUGAUGGUCCUGUAUUGCCUCCUUUCGAACAAGCCAGCCUCGAAUCAAUGCCCAAAAACACCCAACUUGUCACCACCAACGCACAGGACCAAGAACUGGCGAAGUCAGUCGGCCUCAACCUGGAGCCGUUCAAGAGACAAAACCCUAGCCGGCCGAAUGUCGGCCUCUUUGAUCGUACGGGUGGCAUGACAUAUGCUGACAAGGCCUGCCGCUUCGCGCUGCACAAGGCUCGCAGCUACGGUGCCAAGUUCGUCCUCGAUCCCGUAGCAGGUGAGCUCAAGGAGUUGCUGCGUGGCGACAAGGGCAAGGUAACCGGCAUCCGCACAGCGGAUGGCAAGACACACCACGCUUCCGUGGUCAUACUCGCAUGCGGUGGCUGGACGCCGUCAAUCCUACCGGCUCUUGACGGGCUGAACGAGGCCACAGCCGGCUCUGUGGCGCUGUUGAAGAUCCCCAAGGACUCGCCUCUCUACGACCAAUUCGCACCCAAAAACUUCCCCAGCUGGAUGCACAAGAUGCGCGACGGUCAUUCAGGCGGUCUAUACGGUUUCCCUCGAACGGACGACGGCUGGCUCAAGAUCGGCUACCGCGGCACGAAAUACACAAACCCUCAGGUACAAAGUGACGGGCGUGAACGCAGCGUACCCAUCACUCGGUGGACCAAAGAGGAAUCAAUCAAGGCAAUACCAAAACAAGCGCUGAGCGUGAUUCAGACUUUCCUUGACGAAUAUCUUCCAGAACUCGGAGAGGCAGGAAUCCACAUCUCCAUGACCCGCAUCUGCUGGUACAAUGAUAGUUUUGAUAACCACCUCACUGUGGACAGGGUUCCUGGUAUGGAUGGACUAAUGGUGGCUACCAGCGGCAGCGGCCAUGCCUUCAAGUACCUUCCCAGCCUCGGAAACUGGAUUGUUGAUGCGAUGGAGGGAGUUGGCAGCGAUAGACCAGCUAUCCAAGCUUGGAAAUGGAGGUCAUUAGGCGAACAGCAGAGUCCUAUCAAUGAGAUCAUGCAGGGUUCGAAGGGUCCCAGGGCCAUGGCAAAUAUAGCUUUGGUUACAGACUCCCGCCUCGGCCCAAGUGCUAAAUUGUAG
Molecule: messenger RNA, 1446 nt
Organism: Talaromyces marneffei
Lineage: Eukaryota; Fungi; Ascomycota; Eurotiomycetes; Eurotiales; Trichocomaceae
Exons: 2
Coding region: 1-1446 (481 amino acids)
Molecular function (GO): flavin adenine dinucleotide binding; sarcosine oxidase activity
Source: RefSeq, a predicted model, not a curated record